CGCGCCCAGGCCGCCCCCCCUCCUCGCGCCUGGUCCCGGCUCGCCGGAUGUUGACGACGUCGCCUAGCAACAGGAGAUGGCGGAGCCCGGUGGCCAGGAGGGCGGGUCUCACCUGGAAGGAGACGUGGCUUCUGAAGGAGUGGAGAACCAGAAGGAUGAAGGCGACGGGGUACCACCAAUAGAGAAGAGCAGUGACCAGAAAAAUGAGGAAGCUGUUGGUGCUACAGAGCAUUCUGAGGGGGAAAUCGCAAAUGAUGGAGAAAUGGAAAUGGAAGGGGAAGUCGAAACCAAUGAGGAAGUCGAAACUGAAGAGGAAGUGGAAACGGAAGAGGAUUUCGAAUUUGAAGAGGAUUUCGAGUCGGAUGAGGAAGGCACAUUCCCUCACGGAAAGGCCAGUGCUACAGAUGUGACUUCUCCAGGAGUCAGUCCUGUGGAAGUGCAGCAAGAGGGAGCAAGGCGGGAAGCUGGACUUGAAGACAGAGAGGCACCCCAGCCAUCAGAAUCCAGAGGAGCGAGCGUCAUCUCCACAGAGCCAUCCGAGCAAGUCUUAGGUUCACCUGAGCAAACGGGCCAGGGUGCUUCUCGACGGAGGGUUAGCAAACGGGGGAAAUCCCGUGGAAGCUCCCAACACAAGGUCUCUCCUCUUGUGGCGCGAAACCGCCUCCGACUGAGCCAAGGGAGCAGCAUCGCAUCCUCUGACUUUGACGAGCUGCUCCCGCCCCAGGAGGGGUCCUUUGCCCAGGAGCCAGCCGUCCCUCCAGAGGAGUACGAUGCCCACCCUGGGGACAGAGCCUCGCCCACGUUCCUGGGCAGGAUCCAGCAGUUAAGCAUGGCGGAGGAAGAGGCCAUGGAGAGAAUGGAGUCCGAGGGAAGUGACGAGGCCGAAGAGGACAGAUCCCAACUGGUGGUUUUGGACCCAGACCACCCCCUGAUGAUAAGAUUCCAGGCUGCCCUGAAGAACUACCUUAACCGACAGAUAGGAAAACUGAAGCUGGAACUUCAAGAGCUGAGCGUGGCCACCAAGCAAAGCCGAGUCCAGCGGCAGGAGCUGGGGGUGGAUCUCUACGGGGUGCAGCAGCACCUGGCCCGCCUGCAGAUGCAGCUGGAGAAGACCCACGACCGCCACUCGAUCGCCGCGUGCGCGAGGCGGCAGAAGGAGGAGGAGCUGCGGGACGUGCGCACGCUCUACGCCAAGACCUGCGCGGCCGCCAACGACGAGCGCAAAAAGCUGGCGGCACUGCAAGCUGAGUUGGAGAACCUGGCUCUGCAUCUCUUCUACACACAGAACAUCAACCAGGACGUGCGUGAUGACAUCCUCGUGAUGAAGCAAGUCGUGAAGAAGUCAGAAGUGGAGCUGGUGCGGGCCGAGAUAGAGAAGAAGAAGCAGGACCUGCACGUGGACCAGCUCACCACUCGAGCCAACCAGCUGGAGGAACAAAUCGCCCUGUUUGAGGCUCAGUACUGUGCCCAGGCCGAGGACACUCGGAUCCUCAGGAAAGCAGUGAGCGAGGCCUGCACAGAAAUCGAUGCCAUCACCAUGGAGAAAAAGCGUAUCCUGCAGCAGUGGGCCACCAGCCUGGUGGGCAUGAAGCACCGCGACGAGGCUCACAGGGCCAUCCAGGAGGCUCUCAGCGAAUGCCAGCAUCAAGUCAAGUCCAUCGACGGUGAGAUCGAAGCCUAUAAGAAAUCCAUCGUGAAGGAGGAGGAAAAGAAUGAGAAGCUGGCGAGCAUCCUGAACCGGGUGGAGACGGAAGCCAGCCUGAUGCAGAAACUGACCGCGCAGAGCCUGAGCAAGCAGGAGGCGCUGCAGAGCGAGUUCGGCACCUACCGGCUCACGCUGCAGGCCACGGAGGACGAGAUGGGCAAGGCCCACGUGGAAUACGCGGCGGUGAUGAGCGAACUGCAGACCAUCCACCAGACGGCCCAGCAGGAGCUGGAGCUGAGGAGGAAGACGGACGCCUCCAUCGCGGAGAAGCUGCAGGAGCACACGACCUCCAACAAGAUGACCAAGUACUUCUACCAGCUCAUCCUGAAGAUCCAGAAGGAGAAGACCAACCUGGGGACACAUCUUUCCAAAAUUGACGGUGACAUCGCCAAGACCACCCUGGACAUCACGAACACCAGCUGCAGGCUGGACAUGCAUCAGAAGACGCUGGCCGAGCUGGACCAGGAAGUGAAAAAAGUCAACGUCCUCAUCACCAACAGCGAGAACGAGAUCUCCAGGCGCACGAUCCUGAUCGAGAGGAAGCAAGGCCUCAUCAACUUCUUCAACAAGCAGUUGGAGCAGAUGGUUUCCGAGAUGGGGGGGGAAGAGAUGGGGCCCCUGGAGCUUGAAAUCAAAAGGCUGACCAAGCUGAUCGAGGAAUACAACGCCCACGUGACGCAGGCCCAGGUGACCUGGCUGCGCCUGCAGCAGGAGAUGGUGAAGGCCACGCAGGAGUGCGAGGAGCAGGUGGGCUCCCUGGCCAUGUUCAAGAAGGAGCUCCACAUCCUGGAGCAGAAGAAGCUGCGAAUAGAGAACAAGAUCGAUCAGGAGAAGAAGGAGCAGAAGGAGAUUGAGCGCCACAUGAAGGACCUGGACAACGACCUGAAGAAGCUCAACGUGCUGAUGAGCAAGAACCGCACCUGCUCCGAGGAGCUGCAGCAGGACAACCUGGUGACCGAGAACGAGUUCGUGCGCUCGCUGAAGGCCUCUGAGAGAGAGACCAUCGAGAUGCAGGAGAAGCUGGACCAGCUCAAAGAGGAGAAGGCGGCCAUCCUGAACAACCUGGUGGAGGCAGAACACCAGAUCAUGCUUUGGGAGAAAAAAAUCCAACUGGCAAAAGAGAUGCGUGCCUCAGUGGAUUCUGAGACCGGCCAGACAGAGAUCCGGGCCAUGAAGGCAGAGAUCCACAGGAUGAAGGUCAAGCAUGCGCAGCUGCUGAAGCAGCAGGAGAAGAUGAUCCGAGACAUGGAGCUGGCCGUCGCCCGCAGAGAGACCAUCGUGACCCAGGCCGAGGGGCAGGGCAAGACAGACAGGAAGUUGCUCACCCGGACAGACUUCCACCACAAGCAGAUAGAGCUGCGGCGAAAGAUCAGGGACGUUCACAAGGCCACUGAGGAGUGCACCAAAGUCAUCCUGGAACUGGAAGAGACUCAGAAACGCAUGAGCAACUCCCUCCUGGGGAAGCAGGAACAGCUGUCAAUGAUGCAGUCCAACGUGGACGAUCUGGAAGCCGACCUGGACCACCUCCGGGCCCUUAAGCGACAGAACCUUUCGGAGCUCGUGGCCCUGCAGACGCGCCUUAAGCACCUGCAGGCCGUGAAGGACGGCAAGUACGUGUUCCUGUUCCGCUCCAGUCAGUCGCUGCUGGCGGAGCGCGGGCGCCUGGACAACCGGCUGGCCGUCAUCAGCACCAUCCUCGACCGCGUGAAGGACGAGUACCCCCAGUUCCAGGAGGCCCUGCUCAAGGUCAGCCAGACGAUCGCCAACAAGCUCGAGAAACCGGGGGCCUCCUAGAGAGCAGCCUGGACCCCGCCUACCAAAGCUGGCCCCCAAGGAAGAGAUUAGAAUUUUGUGUAUUAUCAGGGACUUAGAAUCUUUCUGUGUCCCUGAAAGCCA
Molecule: messenger RNA, 3601 nt
Organism: Equus caballus (horse)
Lineage: Eukaryota; Metazoa; Chordata; Mammalia; Perissodactyla; Equidae
Gene: CCDC40
Product: coiled-coil domain 40 molecular ruler complex subunit
Biological process (GO): epithelial cilium movement involved in determination of left/right asymmetry; heart looping; axoneme assembly
Cellular component (GO): cilium; cytoplasm
Source: RefSeq, a predicted model, not a curated record